AAACUGCGACUAAAACAGGCAUGGUUCUUAUUUGCGGUGAAAUCACAUCGACGGCUGUUGUGGAUUAUCAGAAAGUGACCCGUGACACAAUCAGGAAGAUUGGAUAUGAUUCCUCGGAAAAAGGUUAAAAAUUAUUCCCUAAGCUGAUCACUAGACUCUUUUUAUUGGAGAUCAAAUAUUAUGCAUGAGCAACUCCUUGAGUUUCAACAACAAUCGACUCUUUCAGGAUUCGACUACAAAACCUGCAGUGUCCUGGUUGCCCUCCAACAGCAAAGCCCUGACAUUGCCGGCGCUGUCCAUAAAGACAAAAAUGAAGAAGAUAUCGGCGCCGGUGAUCAGGGUCUCAUGUUUGGCUAUGCCACUGAUGAGACAAAAGAACUCAUGCCCCUGACUGCUGUUUUAGCUCACAAUCUAAACAAGAAGCUUGCUGAGAAGAGACGAGAUGGAUCUAUGCCCUGGCUCCGACCUGAUUCCAAAACACAAGUUACCAUCGAGUAUGAUGGAAAAAUGGGUGAUGGUGUAAUCACACCUCUUCGAGUCCAUACUAUCGUUAUUUCUACCCAGCACCACCCUGACAUCAAAUUAGAAGAAAUGAGGAAGCAACUGAAGGAGAAAAUUAUUGACGUACUAUGAUUUUCCUACUUCUAAGUAUACUUAACUGAAUUUUACAAAUCAAUUGUGCAUUUCUAAUCACCUUUUAAGCUAGAUUUUUAAAUCGGUUUAUUGCUAAUGAACUGCGACGGACCCAAACCUUUCAAAAAAAUCCAAGCCAGUCCAAAGCGAAGCAUUUUCGCUCUAAAAUAUUUUCUUUCCGUCUGUAGCAAAGCACAAUAGAAAAAAUACAUUUGAACAGACUGGGGAAAUAGUUAUGUUUGAGGGAACUGUUAUAGUUUUUCUAUUUCAGAAAAACACGACUAAUAUAAACCUAUCAGCAACCAGUAGCAUUUGGCCAUACAUAUAUUGUGUGGGUGCACUUUUCAAAGCCCAUUUUCCCCUUUUUACCAAAUCGAUUUUUCCAGGAAGUCGUCCCUGCCAAAUAUCUUGAUGACAAAACAAUUUACCAUCUGCAACCUUCUGGUACAUUUGUGAUCGGAGGCCCCCAAGGUGACGCAGGUUUGACAGGAAGGAAGAUCAUUGUCGACACCUAUGGUGGAUGGGGGGCUCAUGGGGGAGGUGCUUUCUCUGGGAAGGACUUCUCUAAGGUUUGUUUCCUUGAUAUCCUUUCCUUCUGAAACAGUUCACUGAGUCUCUGCCUCCAAAAUUAGCUUUAUUUUACCUUUAAGACUCUUGAAAAUAUUAAAAUACUUUUCUCAUAACCAUCAAAACAUGUUUAUGUAAAGGUUUGGAUUUGACUGAAAAUACAGAGCCAUUUAUCCGAAUGGGAGCAGCAAAUUAAUCCAUUUUUUUUUUCUGUUAGGUGGACCGAUCUGGUUGUUAUGCCGCCAGGUGGAUUGCUAAGUCUCUUGUGGCAGCCGGGCUGUGCCGCCGAGUCUUGAUCCAAGUCUCGUAUGCCAUCGGUAUUGCCGAACCUCUUUCAAUCUCUGUGUUCUCUUACGGAACAGGCACGAUGUCUGAAGACGAGCUCUUGGAAAUUAUUAGGAGAAACUUUGAUCUUCGUCCUGGCGUGAUAGUCAGGUGUGAACUGAAAAUUUUUAUAUGGCGGUGGAUAGGUUUUUUUUAGCCACCUGACAAGCUUUUUUUCGUAUAUACUUACUAUCAUCUCAAUGUCUUACCAGCUCUUCAAGCUUAAUAGAUAUUGUCACUUUUCUACUACUGGCAUUUUAUGAAUUAUAUAUCUGUUUGUUGUUCUACAGGGACCUUGACUUAAGGAGGCCCAUCUACCAGGAGGCAUGCGUCUACGGUCAUUUCAAGCCAGGUUUUUCCUGGGAAGUACCUAAGGAGCUGGCUCACUAGAUGACUGAGUUUACCAAGGCAGAGCAGAAAGUGCUCGAUAAGAGUGGUCUCUUUGAAGCAAUUAAGAUUGAUUCAGCCUAGUACUAUAAUAACUACCGAAUUUUAAUGAUAACGAAUGACAAAAAUAAAAGGAUCGAGACUGAAACCAUGUCAAACGGAAAGUAACUG
Pocillopora meandrina is the source of this 2082-nucleotide messenger RNA. The record is from the annotation of a GenBank genome assembly. NCBI's taxonomy places the organism in Eukaryota, Metazoa, Cnidaria, Anthozoa, Scleractinia, Pocilloporidae.